Messenger RNA from Paramacrobiotus metropolitanus, 2303 nucleotides. RefSeq names its product kelch-like protein 5. The record is from RefSeq and is a predicted model, not a curated record. Gene Ontology annotation, molecular function: protein binding. The coding region runs from base 90 to 1322 and encodes 410 amino acids. The transcript has 7 exons. NCBI's taxonomy places the organism in Eukaryota, Metazoa, Tardigrada, Eutardigrada, Parachela, Macrobiotidae.
UUUUUUUCCCGUGAGGCUUGUUUUUCUAAAUUUGCUGUCGACCGAUACUGACGUGCCAGUGGCCGUACCACAUACUGGGUUGAACAGAUAUGGCUGGUUGUGCGAGACGCAGUUCACCGCCAGCUCGCAAACGCAGGCGACUCUUCGAGGACGCAACCCCGCUCCGGCUUGACGGGUCGGAAUUCUUCCGCGGGCUGCAAGAUGCCCGUCACAACUUCUGCGAUGUGUCGGUGCGGGGCGCGGAUGAUCCAACCCAAUCUGAAUCUCAGUGGAUUCCCUGCCAUCGCAUCGUGCUAAUGGCACACAGCCUCUGGUUCCGACGCAUGCUGCUCGCGCCCAUGAAGGAGGCCAAACAGGACACCAUCCAACUGCACAACGUUCCCCACGAUAUCCUGCAACAAUUGGUCGAUUACAUGUACUCUUGCGAGAUCUCCGUGGACGCCAGCAAUGCGCUCCUUUUGCUCCAAGCAGCGGACAUGCUGGAACUGGGACAGAUCGUGGAAACGUGCCAGACAUUUUUACGGGAGCACAUCGACGUAACCAACUGCCUGACGAUCUACCGUGGGGCGCAGCAACUCUCCUGCGCCGAUCUAACGAAGGAGUGCCACGACUUCUUGCUGGAGCACUUUCCUAGCUUCUGCCACUCGAUGGAGUUUCUCGAACUGGACGCUGUCGAAAUUAGUAAGCUGAUCGCCUCGGACGAGCUGAACGUGGAGAAGGAAGAGCAGGUGGUCGCGGCGGUUGUGCGGUGGCUGGAUCAUUCCUUCGAAGAGCGCCAAUCGCAUGCAGCUGAGCUGGCGGGACUCAUUCGUUUAGAUCUGCUGGCAGCGAAUCAUGCUUCCCUUCCUGACACGCCCGCUGGGAAUCAUUUUCAGCAGGCUAUCCUGUCCAUCUCCGCACCCCACAGCACAUCCACACUACGCAGCUCCUAUGGAAGAGAGCCGGUAAUUAUUUCCCUUCGCUGUUCGACGCAAGGAUUCGGAAACCGUAGGCGUCUUGUUGCUGUGUUGCACUGCUUGGCUCCGUUAACCUCCAACAACUGGAGCCUUCCGUGUGAGCCUCCCCAGAGCCGAUGGCAUGGUUUCCCGGUGUAUGUAGUGAAAAAUGGGCGCCUUCUCGUCUACGUUCUGACGGAGGCGGGUAGCGACGAGUGCCGGCACCUUCACGUGUACGAUGCCACCGCGAACCAGUGGACGGACCUAGCGGUGCUUCCGGUUCGCGAUCACAUGAAACAUAUAGCGUCGCCGGUCGUCGUCAGGGACCAGGUGUACGUCGUGACUGCCGACCGGGUGUACGCGUACGAAGAGGGCUUCAGCAGAUGAUCCCCAGAGCGCACAGACCUCGGGUGGCUUGGAGCAGCACGCUAGUGCCGUGCGGGAGCCGGCUCUUCGUGUUUGGGGGCUGCGCUAAUUAUCCGUGCCGAGGCGGUGAAGGAGACCUACAAACGCCGGGCUGAGAGUCGCGUUCGUCUAUGAUCCGGCACGCGACCAAUGGGAGAAACUAGCGCCGAUGCCGACAGCACGCGCGGAUGCUGCAGCAUGCGUGGGCCCCGAUGGACUCAUCUAUGUGGCAGGCGGUUCCCCCGAUAACGUGAACCCAAAGUUGACCUGUGUGGAAGCGUACAACCUGCGAACGAACCAGUGGAAGCUGAAACGAGACAUGAAUAUUGCCAAAGAAGUGCACAUCGGCCUGGUGCCGGUAAAGACCGUCUGUACGCUAUUGGUGAUCCGGCGAUGGAGACCUACGAUCCGCCACCGACACCUGGUCGUUGUGCGAAGCGGCGCUGCAGUCGUUUUCCUGGUCCGCCUGCAGCGUGGUGCCGCGGCGUUUUGUGUGGAUGAGGAUGCCGAGGGCGGAAUCGCCGGAUACGGACGGCUCUGGCCACUGAAGACUCUUCGCCACUUUGUGUCCAUUCCUCUUUUUGGGUACGCGACCGUUCGUCGCGGGACAUUUCGCUUUACGGACAUUUCGUCUAAGGACAACUCGUUUUUGUGGCCAACAGCCAUAUGACUGUUCGUUACCAUAAAUCAAUUUAUAAUUUUUCACUCCCCAAAAGUCGCGCGACCUAAUGUCGCAAACUAAUCACUACAAAACGGUUGCAAAACAGGUUGUCCCAAAACAGAUUACCCGCCGCGACGAAAAACGUGUGGCGAAAUGUCCACGGCAGAAAUGUCCCGCGACCACCUGGGCUGUCACGCUCUUUUGUAGCAUCUUGGGUAAAUUUUUUUUAUAUCUUGUCAGAGCGGGCUUAUACUUGUAGCUCAUGACUGUGCCCUCCUGCUGUUCGCUCUUUUCUGAGUAUU